This is a messenger RNA of Aspergillus affinis, 1338 nucleotides long. RefSeq names its product glycoside hydrolase family 27 protein. The coding region runs from base 1 to 1338 and encodes 445 amino acids. Gene Ontology annotation, molecular function: hydrolase activity, hydrolyzing O-glycosyl compounds. Gene Ontology annotation, biological process: carbohydrate metabolic process. The transcript has 7 exons. The record is from RefSeq and is a predicted model, not a curated record. NCBI's taxonomy places the organism in Eukaryota, Fungi, Ascomycota, Eurotiomycetes, Eurotiales, Aspergillaceae.
AUGACCCAUUCAUUCUUUCGGACACUCUCGACUGGACUGCUCCCUCUCCUGGCUGCUGUCACGGUGGUCGAGGGACUGGGCCGCCUGCCCGCCCUAGGCUGGAACUCCUGGAACGCCUUCGCCUGCGACAUCAACGCCACCAAAGUCUUGACUGCGGCGCGGCAGGUCGUGGACUUGGGAUUGAAGGAUUUGGGAUAUCAGUAUAUCAACAUCGACGACUGCUGGUCCAUCAAAGACCAACGUGAUCCCGUCACGAAACGCAUGAUUCCUGAUCCUGUGAAGUUUCCCGACGGUAUUGCCGGUGUGGCUAAGGAGAUUCAUCAUUUGGGGUUGAAGGUGGGGAUUUAUAGUAGCGCCGGAACGCAAACCUGUGCUGGAUAUCCCGCCAGUCUAGGAUAUGAACGCAUCGAUGCACAGACCUUUGCGGAAUGGGGAAUUGACUACCUCAAAUACGACAACUGCGGUGUCCCCUCCAACUGGACCGAUACCUACACGCACUGCGUCCCUGACGAGACAAACGGCAACCACUUCCCCAACGGCACCUGUCCGGACCUCACGGCACCCGCCCCGAGCGAAUACGACUGGCGCCAGUCGAACACGGCCCUCCGGUACCGCAUGAUGCGCAACGCUCUGCUAGCUGUCAACCGCACUAUCGAUUACUCGCUGUGCGUCUGGGGUCAAGCGGACGUAGGGGUCUGGGGGAACGAGACGGGGAAUUCGUGGAGGAUUAGUGGGGAUAUUACGCCAACUUGGACACGCAUCGCCGACCUUGCAAACCAAAACACCUUCCUUCUCAACGACGCCGAUUUCUGGGGAUUCCCGGACCCGGACAUGCUCGAAGUCGGCAAUGGGAAUCUGACUCUCGCGGAGAAUCGAGCCCAUUUCGCGCUGUGGGCUGUUAUGAAAGCGCCGUUGAUUAUUGGGACCGCGCUCGACAAAAUCCCCGCCACUCACAUCUCCAUCCUCAAAAACAAAUACCUCAUCGAUUUCAACCAAGACCCGUUGAUCGGUCGCCCCGCGUACCCGUUCAAAUGGGGGUAUAAUCCAGACUGGACGUUUGAUCCGCUUCAUCCGGCAGAGUAUUGGUCUGGAGAGUCGUCGAAUUUAGGCGGGACGUUGGUGCUCAUGCUGAACAGUGAGGAACAGGUGGCGUUGAGGGGGUUUAGAUGGGGAGAGGUUCCUGAGUUAGCAUCUAAGAUUCAGGAUGGGGGUGAGGAGACUGGAUUUGAGGUGGUCGAUAUUUGGUCGGGAGAGAAUCUGGGGUGUGUGAAGGGGGGGAUUAGUAGGGAGGUUGGGGCGCAUGAUGUUGUGGGGUUUGUGGUGCAGGGGAGGUGUUAA